Euleptes europaea (tarantolino) is the source of this 1107-nucleotide messenger RNA. RefSeq names its product KISS1 receptor (gene KISS1R). Gene Ontology annotation, biological process: neuropeptide signaling pathway. The coding region runs from base 1 to 1107 and encodes 368 amino acids. Lineage: Eukaryota; Metazoa; Chordata; Lepidosauria; Squamata; Sphaerodactylidae. Gene Ontology annotation, molecular function: G protein-coupled peptide receptor activity. The transcript is spliced from 5 exons. Gene Ontology annotation, cellular component: membrane. The record is from RefSeq and is a predicted model, not a curated record.
AUGCUGGAUGAGGCAGCCGUGGCAGAGUUCAACUGGUCCCUUUUGGUCCUGAACGGUUCGGCGUGCCUGGCUGGGCUGCCCUGUGCCAACGGCUCAGAGCCACAAAGCCCCCCGCCCCUGGUAGAUGCCUGGUUGGUGCCACUCUUCUUUGCCAUGCUGAUGGUGGUGGGGCUGGCGGGCAACUCCUUGGUGAUCUACGUCAUUGGCAAAAACAAGCAGAUGAGGACCGUCACCAACUUCUACAUUGCUAAUUUGGCUGCCACGGACAUCAUCUUUUUGGUCUGCUGCGUCCCCUUCACCGCUAUUCUUUACCCACUUCCUGGCUGGAUUUUUGGAGAGUUUAUGUGUAAAUUUGUCAACUACAUCCAACAGGUCUCCGUGCAAGGCACGUGCGCCACUCUGACAGCGAUGAGCAUCGAUCGGUGGUACGUGACUGUGUUUCCUCUCUGCUCUCUGCGCCAGCGCACCCCUCGUGUGGCGACUGCAGUCAGCGUCAGCAUCUGGGUUGGGUCUUUCAUCGUCUCCACCCCAGUGCUGGUCUACAACCGUCUGAUCGAGGGCUACUGGUUCGGCCUGCAGACAUACUGCAGCGAGUCCUUUCCGUCCGUUGCCCACGAGAAAGCCUUCAUCCUCUACAACUUCCUGGUGGUGUAUCUCCUGCCCCUGCUGACCAUCCUGAUCUGCUACACGGCCAUGUUGUGCCAGAUGGGGCGCCCCACAGUUGAGCCGGCUGACCACACCUACCAGGGCCAGCAACUCGCAGAGCGGUCCGAAGCCAUGCGGACCAAGAUCUCCCGCAUGGUCGCCAUCAUCGUGGUCCUCUUCGCGGUCUGCUGGGGCCCGAUUCAGCUCCUCAUCCUCUUCCAGGUCUUCGGCCCGGGCUUCCAGCGCAACUACUACACCUAUAAGGUCAAGAUCUGGGCUCACUGCAUGUCUUACGCCAACUCCUGUGUCAACCCCCUGGUCUACGCCUUCAUGGGGGCCAAUUUCCGGAAGGCCUUCAAAAAGGUCUUCCCCUUCGCCUCCAAGCAGAGGGUGGGUGUCUUCAACACAGCCGGGCCCGCCAACGCCCACACCGAACUCCAGUUCAUCUCAUCGGGGAUGUAA